AUGAGUUUGCCUCUUGCUGCUUGGCUUGAGAAAAUUCAAAAGGAUGCAGUUUUGCCUCAAGUGGCUCAGCUCAAGCUGCCUCAAUUUUCCCUGAGCAUCGAGAAACUUGUGCUCCUGGCUAGUGCUUUACAACCUGUUAUUGAUUUACUGAGUUCACCAUGUUUGGAAAGCCAAAGAGAAACUGCUCUAUUACUUGGUCAGUUAGUUACUGCUGAUUUAGAUUACAAGGCACACAUUGUUUAGAAGAGUGCGGUAUAACCAUCAAUUAAGAUGCUUCAGUCACCUGAUUCACAAGUCAGGGUGAUGUCGGCCUUUUCCAUUGGGAGGUUGGCACUAGACACAAAUAACCAAGCUGGCAUUGCUCAUUAUGGUCGGAUAGUGCCUCUAGUCAAGUUACUUAAUUUGAAAAAUGAAUCUCUGCAAAACAAUGUUGCAUUUGCUCUAUAUGGUCUUGCAGAUAAGGAGGACAACAUUGUAGCUCUUAGUACAUUUGGAAUUGUUCAGAAUUUUGAAGAUGGAGAAUUCCUUGUUCAGCGAACAAAGGAUUGUGUUGAAAAGACAUUGCAACGAUUAGAGGGGAAGAUUUCUGGACGAGUAUCGAACAAUCUAUUAUAUCUGAUGCGGGUUACUGAUAAGGCUGUUCAAAGUCGAGUGGCUUUGGCUUUUGCUCAUCUUUGUAAGCUUGGUGAUCCGCAUGUCAUUUUCAUUGAACAUAAAGGAAUGAAGCUGUUGUUGGGGCUUCUUAAGUCCAAAAGUCCGAAGCAGCAACAUGAUGGUUCAUUGGCCCUGCACAAAUUGGCUACAAAAGCCACUCCACUCUCUCUUGAUGUGCUUGCGGAAUCUCUCACGACGGUAGCCCAAGCUUUUGCACUAGAAUACAUAUAA
This is a messenger RNA of Rosa chinensis, 885 nucleotides long. RefSeq names its product ARM REPEAT PROTEIN INTERACTING WITH ABF2-like. The record is from RefSeq and is a predicted model, not a curated record. The transcript has a single exon. NCBI's taxonomy places the organism in Eukaryota, Viridiplantae, Streptophyta, Magnoliopsida, Rosales, Rosaceae.